AUGUUCGAAAGAAGACGACCCAUAUUUCAGAGAGUCUCAAAAAUACUAAAAGUCUCGAUCUUGAGAAAACCAAUCAUCCCAAGACUCAAUCUUCCUAUAAAACAAAGAAGAUCAGCCAAGCGGGUCAAGCUCCUUCAGCAAUACAACUACAAGUUUCUUCAAGAGUAUCAACUUUCACCUUCACCCACAUCCCUUAACCGAUUCCGUAGGAAGCGAAUUCGCAUAUCUAAGUUGGGUCUUAAACACAUUUACAGUUUAUUGUUUCUUUCACGGUGCAUCGACCGGUCCAAUAAUGAGCAUGUUGUUGAUACAAUACCACACAAUUGGAUGGAGAUAGAACCUCUGCAUUGUGUCCAUGGAGUUGCUUCUCCGUCAAGGGAGACUUCACAGCCCUUCGAUUACUUCAGUGGAGAUGAUUCGAUUGACCUGAAGGCGGAUAGAUUCAUCGAAAAGUUUUACAAUGAGAUGAGGUUGCAAGAGCGGGAUUUUGCUUGA
Eruca vesicaria subsp. sativa (arugula) is the source of this 495-nucleotide messenger RNA. The record is from the annotation of a GenBank genome assembly. Lineage: Eukaryota; Viridiplantae; Streptophyta; Magnoliopsida; Brassicales; Brassicaceae.